AUGGCGCCAACCUCUCCACUCUUCUUCUUCCUCCUCCUCCUCUUCUUCCCCUCCCCCUCUCUCCAAGAACGCCGCAGCCGCACCUCGUCCGGUGUCCUCGUCGCUUCCUCCAGCCCUUCGCUGCCCUCGCCAUCGCCCUCCCCCCUCGUCCUCGCUCUCUUCGUCCUCGGAGACUCCACCGUCGACUCCGGCACCAACAACUACCACGGAACCCUCGCCCGCGCCGAUCGAUCCCCCUACGGCCGCGACUUCGACACCCACCGCCCCACCGGCCGCUUUUCCAACGGCCGCAUCAUCGUCGACUACCUCGCGGUCCGGCUGGGGUUGCCCUUCGUGCCUCCGUUCUUGGGCCGGAGCGGGAAGAUCGAGGACAUGAUCCGCGGGGUGAACUACGCGUCGGCCGCCCCCGGAAUCCUCUUCUCGAGCGGUUCCGAUUUGGGGCAGCACUUUUCUCUGUCGCAGCAGAUCCAGCAGGUAUCGGACACCUUCCAGCAGUUCGAGCUGAGCCUAGGGGAGGAGGCGACGGCGGACCUCAUCUCGAAGUCGGUGUUCUACGUCUCGAUCGGGAGCAAUGACUUUAUACAUUACUACCAGCAAAAUACUUCGAGCGCGCAGGUGCUGUACCUGCCAUGGGAGUUCAACCAGCUCCUAGUGACCACUAUGAAGCAGGCGCUCAAGAGUCUGUAUGAUAAGAACGUGAGAAGAGUGGUGCUCACGGGGCUGGCUCCGAUUGGCUGCACUCCUCACUACCUGUGGCUAUCCGCCAGUGAGAAUGGGGAGUGUGUUGAUGCAAUCAAUAACGUGGUGAUGGAGUUCAACUACGCCAUGAGGUACACGGUGCAUGAGCUCAACCGCGAGCUCCCAAAUGCCACUUUCACCUUCUGUGAUGCUUUUGAGGGCUCCAUGGACAUACUAACCAAUCACCAGCUCUACGGAGAGUGA
Musa acuminata AAA Group (dessert banana) is the source of this 942-nucleotide messenger RNA. RefSeq names its product GDSL esterase/lipase At5g08460-like. Gene Ontology annotation, molecular function: hydrolase activity, acting on ester bonds. The transcript has 4 exons. The record is from RefSeq and is a predicted model, not a curated record. NCBI's taxonomy places the organism in Eukaryota, Viridiplantae, Streptophyta, Magnoliopsida, Zingiberales, Musaceae. Bases 1 to 942 code for a protein of 313 amino acids.